AUGAUGGCGACACCCUUGGCUAGAGAGCCCCUGAUGCCUCAGCCGCACAACGACGUCAAAGAAUUGGCAGCAGCAUGGCCAAAGCCUCCGUCGCGUCUUCACCGGGAGUUGAGCGAGGAGGAAGAGUCAGCCAAAGCAAUUCGUCUGACCCCAUUCGUGCCGCUACCUGUCAUGGAAGCGAAGCAGCCUGGUCAGAAAAGACCGACUACAGGAUACGCGGAGUGUGGUGCAAUUUCAAUGGGGAUUACAGAUGACAUGCGAGAGAAUAUACUGACACAGCAGCCACCAAGCUUGAGGGAAGUGUGUGAUAAAGCUAUUCAGACAAAUUCUCCUUCACACGUUUUUCCAGUGGUGCUCUUGGAACAUUGCGCAGUCAUUAUUCCUCCAUUGACACCGAUGCCUCUGGGCGAUGGGGAGACAUUAAGCAAUGCAAUAGCAGAAGGGAGGUCUGGCACUACAGAGGCAACAGAAGGCGCCAAUAAAGAAGGUAGUGAUAUCGAGAUGUGCUGGCCCGUUUCGAUACCAACAGCGAAGACGACAAACUCUUCUNAAGCAGAACCACCAGCUGUGGAGAUGAAGGGUGGACGAAGUGCUGUUGUAACGAGCCCUGAAGGGAAUGAAUUGAUGGACGAGGCGUGGCAUCAGCCAGUUGAUCCAGUUGAAGAGAGCCACUUUGAACGUGAGGUAAUCCCAUUAGUGAGCGUUAUUGAAGAGAGCGUGGAUGAUGAUGAUGAUGAUGAGCAACAUCAAGUCGCCAAUGACGUACUCAACUCAUCUCCCGUGCGUGAGCUUAUCGCUGCGGAGUACGUGACCCGUAUUUCCCUUGUCAUGGAGGAGCGUGCACACCUGUGCGAGCUCUGGCAGACACAUUGCAGGGUUGCGCUCUGCAUUGCAGAGGCCUGUUCUACGGCCCACCGCAAUGGUGCUGUGGAGACAAUGAGGAACGAUUCCACAGUAUUGGUUGGUCUACAUGGAAUGCCCAAUCGCACAGAUAACGCAACUAUCACGGUGACGGAGCGGCGACGAUGGCAUGAAAGGACUCUGCACCGCCGGUCCCGCUUGUUACGCCUUCGUUGGUUGGGCCGAAGACGGCUAAUGGACAAGAUGAAGUCGAUUUCUUCAGUGGGUAACGAAGUGAGAGACAAAGUCCUCGACGAAUUGCCGCGAAGCUAUCAGGCAGAGGUUGACCAUCUCCAGCAGCGCCUGGAGAGAGAGGCUCUGGAGCUCUCCAACGCCAAGUGUGAGCUACUGGCGACAGUGGAGGGCCUCCGCAGGAAUAAUGAGGCUUUGGAGACUGAUUCUCGGGAGCGUGAAGGGGAGCUGGCUGCGCAGGUGCAGGCGCUGGAGACUCACUUGAAAGAGGAGCAGAGUACCCUGCAUCAAGUCCGUGAGGAGGCCACCAAUAGCCUCCGCUGUGCGACGGAGGAAGCUUCUGCGCGGGAACGUGCAGCAAAUGCACGCCAUAUGGAACUUCAACGCGAGGUGCUUGAGUUGACCGCGCGAGAACUCUGUGCGGUGAGACUGGCUGAUAAAUUGGAACGGGAGCUGCUGCUUACACACAGCAGAGAAGAGGAACACAUCACCGAGAUGCGGCUUCAGGCACACGAACUGCGUGAUGUGGAGAGGCGUAUAACCCGCCCCCGAGCCCAGACAGCAGCUGCUAUGGAUAUAAUUGGCCGCUGCGCUGCGCGGUCGCUUGCCCUGCGGUGUCUCGUCCGCUGGGCGCGCAAGUCCCGAGAGACAGGACACUGCAAUAUGGUGCGCUUGCGGCGUGAAAACAAGGAGCGGCAGCGCGAGUUGACGCUGUGGCGCGACUACAUCUGCCUCGCUGAGACUGCCCUGCGGCCUUCUGCGGCAGCGGCAGAAGCGUCCGCCGCUGUGGUGUCGCCCGGCAGCGGCGUGGCGGUCGCGUCGGCGCGAGACGUUGUUGGUGUUGCAUCCAAUACCGUCGGCCGUUCCGCUGGAACUGUUGCCGUCGUUGGGCCUGCCUCGCUGUGGCCGAGCCGGAUAGAAUCACCCGCCAUGCUUGGCGUGAAGUGCAUGCUGGCGAGGGAACGGGAGCGAACAGCCGAGCUCGAGGCGGAGCGGGAUGCACUGCAACUCGCUCUACGCGACAGUAUUGCUGCGAACGACGAACUGCUUGCCCAACUCCAGGCGGCUCUACAAGGCCAUGCUGUGCAAGUGUGA
This is a messenger RNA of Trypanosoma grayi, 2187 nucleotides long. RefSeq lists its product as hypothetical. Lineage: Eukaryota; Euglenozoa; Kinetoplastea; Trypanosomatida; Trypanosomatidae. Bases 1 to 2187 code for a protein of 728 amino acids. The transcript has a single exon. The record is from RefSeq and is a predicted model, not a curated record.